GAACGCGUUGGCCAGGGGUUCAGCAUUGGUUAACCGUUAACCUCCAGGGCAGGCUUUUGCGCAGGCACCAGAGGCCCGCUGACAUUGUUCACCUUGGGAAUUGGGCCUCACCCUUGACCUGCGGCCCUAGUGAUUUCAAACAUUUUUCUGGGCAUUUGUGCGCUCUAAAAUAAUAACUGCAUUAGGGUUUCUGCAGACCUGUCCCUCCCAGAUAUUUGUCUCCUGGAGUCUGCCUAUGGGAUUGCAUCUGAACCACCAGACUAUCCAAGGCGCUGCUCAUACUUCUUCUCUCUUUUUUUCUUUCUUUUUUUUAAUAUUUAUUUUUUAGAAGUAGUUGGAUACAAUACUUUUAUUUUUAUGUUGUGCUGAGGAUCGAACCUAGGGCCUCGCACGUGCUGGCUCAGCGCUCCACUGCUGAGCCGCAUCCCCAGCCCUGCUGCUUGAUCUUAAUAACUACAGAUCAUCUUUACUGAAACGUUAAAUACAGUUUGAAGUCACUCAAGACAAACUGGCAGAGCUGUAAAGAACCAACUUAGUUUAAGCAUUUCUUGAGCAUGGAUCCUGAUGGGUCUGUACAAGAUCCUGAAGAUAAGGAAUAUUCUUCUGUCUGUGUUGGCAGAGAAGAUGACAUUAAAAAAUCUGAAAGAAUGACAGCUGUUGUCCAUGACAGAGAAGUGGUCAUUUUCUACCAUAGAGGAGAAUAUCAUGCUAUGGAUAUUCGCUGUUAUCAUUCAGGAGGACCUUUACAUUUGGGAGAAAUAGAGGAUUUUGAUGGACGACCAUGUAUAGUUUGCCCCUGGCAUAAAUUCAAAAUUACUUUGGCAACAGGAGAAGGAUUAUACCAGUCUAAAAACCCUAAAGAUCCAUCAGCAAAACCCAAGUGGUGCUCCAAAGGAAUAAAGCAAAGGAUUCAUAGAGUGACAGUGGAUAAUGGGAAUAUUUAUGUGACUCUUUCUAAGGAACCCUUUAAGUGUGACUCUGAUUUUUAUGCCACUGGAGACUUCAAAGUAAUUCGGAGUUCUUUCUGAUAAAAAUAUAUGACAAUGAAAAGU
This is a messenger RNA of Ictidomys tridecemlineatus (thirteen-lined ground squirrel), 1052 nucleotides long. The record is from RefSeq and is a predicted model, not a curated record. NCBI's taxonomy places the organism in Eukaryota, Metazoa, Chordata, Mammalia, Rodentia, Sciuridae.